Messenger RNA from Colius striatus (speckled mousebird), 3891 nucleotides. RefSeq names its product secretion regulating guanine nucleotide exchange factor (gene SERGEF). The transcript is spliced from 12 exons. Lineage: Eukaryota; Metazoa; Chordata; Aves; Coliiformes; Coliidae. The record is from RefSeq and is a predicted model, not a curated record. The coding region runs from base 364 to 1548 and encodes 394 amino acids.
CCGCCCCUUCCUCCCCGGCCUGUGGCGCGGCGGGAAGGGUUGGGGGCUGCCGGCCCCAUGGAGCUUGCGCUCUUCGCUUGGCUGAGAGUCGGAUCCCAGGCUAAGAGCUGCAACCUUCGCGGCAAGUGGCGCCCGAACAGGGACCUCACUGGGUGUUGUUGGGUAAAUUGCCUGCCUGCGGGGAGCUGAGACUCGAAAAACCAGAGGUAGGGGUAGUUGUUGGAGAUGGAAGCCUAACCGAUCCGAGACAGAGGUUACUGUACCCGGAGGAGUGACUAUGGAAUAGUGAAUCGACUCUGAUGUGGUAGGACGUGGAGUGCGGUGAGACGCAGAGUAUGAUGAGACACGGAGCCGGCCGGCAACAUGGAUAAGGAGGGUGCAAACAGCUAUGGACAACUCGGUCUUGGUCAUAGAGAGGAUGUGCUGGUACCUCAGGCACUGAAAGCUGUUUCCUGCACAUGUCAAGACAUUAAAAGCAUUACUGGAGGAGGGGGACAUUCUGCAGUUAUCACUGGGGCAGGAGAACUCUUUGUAUGUGGCCAUAACAAAGAUGGACAGUUGGGAUUGAACCACACGGAUGAUGUACAACAUUUCACUUUGUGUGCUGCCCUGUCUGGCUUUUAUGUAAAACAAGUUACCUGUGGCUGGGAUUUUACAAUCAUAUUAGUAGGAUCUGGCCUAGUUCUGUCCUGUGGGUCUAAUUCUUUUGGACAAUUAGGAGUUCCUCAAAUUUCAGGUCCGUGCCUGAUUCCACAAAAGAUUGAGUCUCUCAAAGAGAAGGUGACGAGUGUUGCUGCAGGACUGAGACAUGCUCUUGCUGCAACAGAGAGUGGUGUGGUGCUUCAGUGGGGAACUGGCAUGGCAUCUCAGGCAAAGCGUGCACACCGAGGAAAAACCCUCCCGCUGUUCUUGACAGCAAAGGAACCCAGUGAAGUAACAGGCCUGGAAGAUGUCAAAGUGAAGAGAGUUGUUGCGGGCUCCUGUCAUUCGGUGUCACUCACAGAUGAAGGACACCUGUAUGUCUGGGGUAGCAACAAACACAGGCAGCUGUUGAGCAAAGAGAUCUUUCUUACUGAGCCUGAGAAGAUUGAGACUCAGUUUUUCUCACAUGAAAAGAUUGGAGCAGUUUGGAGUGGCUGGACCCAUUUGGUGGCACAAACAGAAACUGGCAAGAUAUUCACCUGGGGCAGAGCGGACUAUGGGCAACUUGGAAGACACACGGUGGUUGCUGAUGGGCAGGAGGCAUGCACGGCUUCUGAACGACGCUGGGAGCUGUUGUGUAGCAUCCCUGUUUCAGUGCCUUGCCUAAAUGGAGCAUCUCAGAUUGCUUGUGGCUCAGAGCAUAAUCUGGCAGUAGUUGGUGACCAAUGCUUCUCUUGGGGAUGGAACGAACAUGGGAUGUGUGGUGAUGGCACAGAAGCAAAUGUUAAUGUCCCAAAGCCAGUCAAGGCUCUUGGUUAUGCAAACCAGAUCAUAAUUGGAUGCGGGUCAGGACACUCCAUGGCUCUGUCAAACUCUACAUUAGACUCGGCACACCUGGAAUCAUAAUGCUGUGGAUAUGGAAGGGCAUCUUUGGACUGCAUAGCUCAGAAAUGCUACGAGAGGAUUGCCUAUGGUUAACACAAGAGUUGUAAAGCACAGAGGUUUUUUUCUAAGACUAAAAAGGCAUGAGUAUGCAUAGAAAACUAUAAUAUUUAAAUAAUUAUUUCAUAAGUCUUUUUCUCAGGAGUUAACUUUCUUACCCCACGUGAUAGAAUGAUGAACAUUUUGCCUUGAUACAAUACCAUUGCAGAAAGAAUGACUUUUUCUUGUUCUGAGAAGUUUUUGAGGAAGAAAUUGACUGCUUAAUCACUUUUCAUUGGUGUAUAAAUUCAGUCUAAGGAAAUAGUCUGAGAAGGUGGAGACGUAGAGCCCCUUCUGGUCUUUUAUUUUUGUGUCUUUACGUCGUGAUGAGCAUGUGUUAUGCCUGCCAGCUUCUGGAGUUGUGAGCUCCCAGGAUCUCAGAAAAUCCAGUUUGCGUCACAGAGAAAUGCCAGUGAUCAUAAAUAGAUGCAUACGUGCAUUUUGAACAGAAGAUUAGGAUUUAAAAAACUCCAAACAAACAAAGACCCCAAAACAAAGAGAUGAUAUCAUGUAGAAGGCUGGCAAAAAGGGAAAAUGAGGCCCUUCUGAACUACCUAUAUUUUGACUGAAGUGUGAAAGGAGCAGUAUUUCUGAGGAGUUAUCUUCUGUACCAGGCAUCAGUUUAUUAGAGAUCUACAGGGAUGCAGAUCCACAUGAAUUAUCAUUAACUUGCAAACCACACCUUAAGUUCAUGACACUACUACUUAGGGGAGAAAAACAUCUAAGAGCUCUUGGAAACUACAGAAAAGUUCUUGUUAAAGGGCAUAAGUCAGUUGUAGCCGUUGAGGACAGUUUGAUCUAACAGAACUGUGUUUCCAGCUGCCUUUGAAUUGGAGGGCAUCAAAAUCUAACCAGAAAGCAUUUACAAAUCCACCAGCCCAAAAGGCAGACAAGAAUUGUCCUGCUAAUUCCAGGUUAGUUCUCACAUCCGUUUUGCAGCCCAGAUGAGUUACUGCUCAGAGCAUACCCACUGUGUUGUUCCAGGUGAGUGCUUGGCACUCACUGUUAGCUAGGCCUGGUGCUUAUUUUGGUAGGAGAAAUGAAAAACUAUAAAUUAUCUUCAGAUAUUAUUAGCUGACUACAUUGAGUAGAGUUUUGGAAGCUAUUUAUAAAACUGUUUUUCACACAAAUACAGUGGAUGCCAUUAAACUGGAUGUUUGCCACCCACGAUAGCUACAUUUGCUGUGGUAUUUAAUGUAACUCAAGUUCUAAGUAUAGAGAAUACUACUGUGUGGUAAAUGCACCUUUUAAUGAGACGUACUGUUGCUGAAAAGUGGUUUGAUUUUUAAAGCAGGUUUGCCAGGGAAGAAGCCUUACAGAAUUACAAAAUACUCGGAGAAGGGCUCUUAAGAAGUAGGUCAGGAAGACUUUCUAAUGAUGGGUCAGCUUACAUAUGGGGGGAAGAAAUUAAGGUAGUAACAUGGGCUAUGAGGGUUUCUCCUUCACCUUGGUUUACAGCAGGUAUAGUUCAUGGCCUAAUUUUCAAAGAUAAUUUCUAUUCAAUGGAUGAGAAACUUGAACUGACUGUGAAACUGAUUAUAACAUCUGUAUGACAGACACUGAACCAAUCUAGAAGAAUAAUAAAAAAAAAAAUCUGAAAAAAUUCCAGAAUUGAGACUUCUAUUUUAAGGUGUUUUUUUCCUCCAUAUGUUGGUUAUCAUUCUUCAUGGUAAAAUACUGUUCCAGGCUAUGACCUCUUGCACUUUUUACUUAUCUAAGUUGCUACUUAUUGACUCAUCUUGAUGCCAUUUUCUAGAUACCACAGCCUCUCUUAUUACAUGCACUGAACAGUUUCUCGUGGUUUUUUUUGCAGUUCUGUUGGAGGUUUCUACCUUUGUCUUCCUCUACAAUCUGUGUACUGAACAAGCACAUUAUCUUGUUUCAGUAAUCAUACUCUCUUAAUAAUUCUGUUCCUAGAUUAAUCACAGCUCGUAGGUGUGCCCUAUAACAUAGGGGUUGCUGUACUGAACAUACUUUGACUGUGUGUGCUGUUGCUGCGGUUCAUUUCAGAGGGAUCCAACAAAUUAUGUUACAAAUAAAUGCGACUUGCAUAUUUGAAAUGUUCACUUCUUCACAUCUGUAACGUGAACACACUUUUGCAAAUGCAAAGGAUGAUUUGGGGUGAUAAGGAGGGAAGAAAAGAGUACUUUGGUUUGUUCCUGAUGUUGUGAUCCCUAUCUGCAUCUGAUCUUCAUUUUUGAAAGAGUGAGAACAAUGUUUUCUGUCCUUUAUUUUGCCCACAUAAAUUGAAAACUUUGGGAAGUAAUG